AAUAUAAAUACAAGAGCUAACGUAACUUAUCAGUACCAGUAGAAUUUUAUUUUUAAAAUGAACAGCUAUACGAUUAUCUCUUUUGGAGUUUUGCUCGCAGUGCUCGCUUUUGCGGACGCUAAAUCAAUUCAAAAACGAGAAUGUCCUUUCAAGAAAUACUUUGACGCCAAUGCGCCUAAAUGCAUGGAUAAAAUUUCUGAAGAAAACAUGGGUCGGAUGAUGCAAGGUAAUAUGGACAAUGAUGAAAUCAAGUGUUUCGUAGGAUGUGUCUUUGAAAACUCCGGUUUUAUCAAAGACAAUAAGAUUGACCUAACAAAGGCCAAAGAAGCUAUCGACGUUUUCGUAGAUGAGUAUAAAAAACCAAAAGAUAUUGGUGACAAACUUUACGGCGUAGUGAGUGAUUGCGCUCCGGAAGCUGAAAAGGGAGCUAACAACUGCGAAGUAGCAGCCAAUCUUAUAAUAUGCUUCAAAACAAAUAACAAGUACACAUAAUCAUACAACUUCAA
This is a messenger RNA of Cotesia glomerata, 506 nucleotides long. RefSeq lists its product as uncharacterized. Lineage: Eukaryota; Metazoa; Arthropoda; Insecta; Hymenoptera; Braconidae. Gene Ontology annotation, molecular function: odorant binding. The record is from RefSeq and is a predicted model, not a curated record. The transcript has 5 exons. The coding region runs from base 58 to 492 and encodes 144 amino acids.